Messenger RNA from Aspergillus pseudotamarii, 1497 nucleotides. RefSeq lists its product as uncharacterized. The coding region runs from base 1 to 1497 and encodes 498 amino acids. The record is from RefSeq and is a predicted model, not a curated record. The transcript is spliced from 3 exons. NCBI's taxonomy places the organism in Eukaryota, Fungi, Ascomycota, Eurotiomycetes, Eurotiales, Aspergillaceae.
AUGGCUAACAAGGGGAGCGAGGAGCCUACGGGCUCUGACACCAAGCAAGCUGAAGUAUGGCGGUCCUAUUUAACAUCUGGUUUUUUCAGUUGGCCCUUUUGGCCGUACUCAUUCUUCAGCCGUGGUCAAAGAACUGAUGUUGGGGCAUCGCAGGAAGAUACCAUUGCAGCCCUCGAGACUGCUCAACCUCCGACCACCCCAGAAGCAGAGUAUCGGGGGGUCAGCGAAGCACCUAGCACCCAGGAAGAGAAACCGCAGGUGAAAAGAAGACGAUCUGCGAGACUGAACAAACGAAGCGCCUCUCCUACCGCCGAAGCCCCGGCGACUCCGCCAUCUCCACCCAAAAAGAUAAAGGUCGAAGAAGGAAAGACUUCGAGCCCUGCGCCACAGUCUUCUGGCCCUGAGGAAGCCCCAGCCCAGACUCAGGGAGAAGAUGACGAUACGGCCCCGUCGUGCGAUGAAGACCAGCCACAGCACCCUGAUCCUAUUGGCGAGAAGAGCCCAUCGCAUGAUAAAGACCAGAUGCAAUAUCCCGAUCCUGCGGAUUGUCCCGGGUACUACUUACAGGGGGCUACAUGGCUGCCCUACAAUGAUGAUGAGAUUCACAAGAAACUCAGCGUCAUCCAGGAACGUCUGCAGGACUGGUCAGUGGAAUGGGCAACUCUGGAGAAGCAGCUGUCCGACGAAGAAAAGCAAAAAAUAGUUGCCGGGCUAGAGGGAUAUUGUCUGCAAGAUGACUGGAACUCGUUGGUUAAGAGAUUAACGUCCAAUAUUUCUGAACUUCUCCCCCUCAUUCUCAGCCAGGCUUUAGUGGCUAAGGACUUAUUUGGGAAUGUGAUCGAAGAUCCAUUCUUCUAUCUGGAUGAGAAUGUGGAUGGUAUGGAUGUGACUGGCGAGCACGGUCAAGUUUUUAUCCCUUCCCAUGUCGAGCUCCAUAACUUAUGGCAAUGGUGUAAACAAGUUGAACCUGCCAGCGAGCGAGAGAGGUGGAAUUCAAGAAAGUGGCGGCAGAUAACAGUCCGCUUCCUCAAUGCAUUUACGCCAGAAACAACGUUUGACCCAUUGCUUGCGAUGCACAUGAAGCGCUUGAGAGACUCUACCCUGGAACGACUGGUGUCCAACCUCCUCGAUGAGUCUGCUCUGUUGCAUCCAUUGCUCAAAACAGUCUUUGACUCCGCCAAAGACAGGCGAUAUCAGGAGCUUCUCCAUGUCUAUCAAAUCGCCGCGGACCUUUGCAUUGGAAUGUGGACCAAUGAGAUGGAUUUCGAAUUUGGCUCCUUUGAUUCCUUGGGAGCUUUCCACGAGGAUAUUCCACACAUGAAAAAGCACUCUUAUGCUGAACAUGAAACAGAGGAAAAGUGUGACCCUAGUGAGAACGGUCGAGCUGUCGUGUUCAUGUUGCAACCUACUCUCACUCGGUACUGUCGAUAUGAUGGGGAAGAUGACCAGUCAUUGAUCCAUCGGGCAGUUGUUAUUUUUUCCAAUGACGCUGCAUAG